CACGUGUCGCCAUCCCAUAUGCUCCCCCUCCCUUCUUCUUCUAUCCAUCUCCCUCCGUCCCCUCCGUCCCCUCCGUCCUUCUCUCUCUGUCUCUUCGAGCCUGUCUCUCUGCGUGCGCGAGUGUUAUUGGUGAAUGAGAGAGAGAAGAGAGAGGGAUUCGCCGUUCCAGAUCAAUAAGUAUCGGAGGGGUAAUGGAGCAGCAGCCCGAGGAGGAGGAGCAGCAGCUCGAGCGGUUCGACUCGGAGAGCUCCGGCGUGCUGUCGACACUGACCAUCGCCGAGGAUCCCGUCAGCGCCAGCGGCAGCUCCGGCGACCUGUUCUCCUCGAGCGGCCUGGGGAGCAGCAGCGGGAGCGGCAGCAGCAGCAGCAGCAGCAGCAGCAGCAGCAGCAGCGGCGGGAGCUCCGGCGAGAUCCCGGGGAUCCUGUGCGCGGAGGCGGCGGCGGCGUCGGGGUCGGCGUCGUCGGCCCCGAGGAGGCCGCUGCUCUCGGCGGGGCCGGCUCGGUCGGGGGAGGGGCUGGCGGAGGCGAUGGAGACGGAAGACGCCGCCGCCGUAGCGGCGGCGGCGGGGAGCGGGCGGCACAAGUGCGUGGGGCGGAACAACAGGGGGGUGGCGUGGGGGUUCACUUCGGUCAUCGGGCGGCGGAAGGAGAUGGAGGACACCGUCGCGGUGGUGCCGGGGUUCAUGUCCCGCGCGUGCGGCCACGUGGGGGGCUGCUCGGCCCCCGGCUCGAGGGCCUCCGGCGAGAUCUCGCCCGUCCAUUUCUUCGGCGUGUACGACGGCCACGGCGGCUCCCAGGUGGCCCAAUUCUGUGCUGCGCGAAUGCAUGAAGUUAUAGCCGAAGAAUGGAACAGGGAAGCAAUGGAUGGGUUUGAGUGGCAGAGAAAGUGGGAAGCAGCUUUUUCUACUGGUUUCGAGAGGGCUGACAAUGAAGUCAUGACUGCGGCGGCUGCACCUGAAAUGGUAGGAUCAACUGCGGUUGUCGUGAUUCUGUCCGGCUGUCAGAUAAUCGCUUCCAAUUGUGGUGACUCAAGAGCAAUUCUUUGCCGUGGGACUCAAACAAUCCCCUUGACUGUUGAUCAAAAGCCAGAUAGACAUGAUGAACUGACGAGGAUUGAAGAAACAGGAGGGAGAGUCAUAAACUGGAAUGGUGCUAGGGUGUUUGGAGUACUUGCUAUGUCCAGAGCUAUAGGUGACCGGUAUCUGAGGCCGUGGAUUAUUCCAGUGCCUGAAAUCACUUUUACGACAAGAAGGGAUGAGGAUGAAUGUUUGAUUUUGGCGAGCGAUGGGCUCUGGGAUGUCAUGACUAAUGAUGAGGUUGGAGAGGUGGCUCGGCGCCUACUAAGGAGGCGCCGUCGCCUCAUGAUGGUCGAUGAAAUCUCUCCAGCACAAGCUGUAGCUGAUUAUCUUACUGAGAUAGCCAAAGGGAGGAACAGUUCUGAUAAUAUAUCAAUUAUUGUUGUUGAUUUGAAAGCAAAGAGAAAGCGCCAGCAAAGGCCACAUGAGGGUUGAAGAUACGAUCUUUCUCCCUUAUUACUUUCAUCCCAUUACUUUCCAGUUCUAAUAUCCAGAGAUAAGGAGACCAGGAAUGAUCUAAGUGAUAUUUUGCAUUUCGCAAUGACUAAUGGAACGACUUUAGCUUGGAUAGCUAUCAUCCCAACCUGUACAGAGCUGACUGGCAAAAAGUUAUCACUUCCUGGAACCAGAAUCGGUUGUCGCCAUGUAACACUAGGUCAAUCCUCAAUUUUAGUUGGUUUGGUCAAAAGGAAAAAGAUGAGGAAGCAAGCAUUGUUCUAUAGGAAGCAAGCACUGUUCUAUGUAACGUCUUCAACGAUUAUCCUACAAAUGAAAGCCAAAUUGUUUUUCUUUGCA
Messenger RNA from Syzygium oleosum, 1871 nucleotides. RefSeq names its product protein phosphatase 2C 77-like. Gene Ontology annotation, biological process: protein dephosphorylation. The record is from RefSeq and is a predicted model, not a curated record. The transcript has 4 exons. Gene Ontology annotation, molecular function: cation binding; protein serine/threonine phosphatase activity. Bases 192 to 1511 code for a protein of 439 amino acids. NCBI's taxonomy places the organism in Eukaryota, Viridiplantae, Streptophyta, Magnoliopsida, Myrtales, Myrtaceae.